CCAAAGUCACCAUCUCGACACUGCUACCACGGAAAGACUUCCACCCAGACACAAUUCAACAAAUAAACGCAAAUCUCUCUAGAACUUGUGCACUCAAACCUCAAGUGCACCUGGCACAUCAUCCCACCUUGGACCUCACAUGCCUCUAUGACCAUGUACACCUGUACAGAGCGUCUGUCCCCAUCUUUGCAAAGAAAUUAAAAGAUGUUGCUCUAAACCGCAACACAAACAACCCCCCUAGAAGCAACAGAGCAAGGCAGUCCCUACCCAGACCAUGGAUGAACCACACCACACCUUCAAAAAACAGCCAGAGACUGGGCCACCCUCCUUGCCAAAACAACAGCCAACAGACCAGAGCACCACCCCUGCUGCCUACACCCCCCACCCGGCAUAUGCAACAGAACUCCAGCAGCCUAAGCUAUGCCCAGACAGUGAGCAGAAACUCCACACCGACAUCUGCACAAGCUCCAACAGCCGAGCUAAAAGACAUCCAUCAGAUGCUGAACCUGAUCUGCUCACACCUACUGUAUUAAGACAAAAUCCGCAAUAAACAAAUAAAUAACUUAUGGAUAACAAAUCAUUUACAAUAUCAUGUUGGAAUAUUCAAGGCCUGAGGUCAUCUGCUUUUGGACUGAAAAGCAAAAACAUAGACUUCAGCUCUGAAACAAAAAACUCAGACAUCCUCAUCCUACAGGAGACAUGGAGUAGAGGAGACGGACCCACUGGUCGCCCUACAAACUACAGAGAAUUCAUCAUUCCAUCCGUCAAACUGCCUGGUGUCACCCAGGGAAGAGACUCAGGCGGAAUGCUGAUCUGGUAUAAGUCCGAAUACGCCCACUCAAUAAAAAUGACUAAAACUGGCCAGUUUUACACAUGGAUAGAAAUCAACAAGACCAUCACUUCAACAGAUAAGAAUAUCUUCCUGUGUGCAACCUACAUCCCUCCAGCAGAGUCACCCUACUUCAAUGAGGACAGUUUCACGAUCCUGGAAGAGGAGAUCAACUACUUUCAGUCACAGGGCAAUGUUCUGAUCUGCGGUGACCUAAAUGCCAGGACAGGUGAAGAAUCAGACUCGGUUCACUCCAAGGGAGACAAACACAUUCCAGGAGGAGAUGUCCUUUCCAUACCUACACACACACAAAGACUGAACUACGAUAAAACAACAAACAAAAAUGGAUUAAGACUUCUCCAUCUUUGUCGCACACUGGGUCUGUACAUGGUCAAUGGAUGACUACGAGGAGAUUCAUACGAAAGACGAUGGUGUGGAAUGCUGGGAUGAGGUGACCGGGAUGCAGUCGUGCUCUUUCAGUCUGUGAAGCGCUAACAAACAGCAUCAGUGAGAGGAGGAGGGGGAGGGGAGCCCGAGAGAGAGAGAGAGAGAGAGAGAGAGCACCUGUUCCUCUGCUAUGAUCCAGCAUCAUGGAUAUGAACCUUCAGUCUCAUCGAUUUUUCUUCCCUCACAUGUUCUGUGAUGCCGGCGUUCAGCUCACUGAUAUUAAGAUCAGCGAGCAGAGCAUAUGUCAGGCUCGUGCAUCUGUCAUGGUGUACGAUGACUCCAGUAAGAAGUGGGUUCCCAUUAAAGCAGGUCAGCAGGGCUUCAGUCGAAUCAACAUCUAUCACAGCACCAACACCAACACUUUCCGUGUGGUUGGGGUCAAACUCCAAGACCAGCAGGUGGUCAUCAACUACUCCAUAGUUAAAGGACUAAAAUACAACCAGGCCACACCCACUUUCCACCAGUGGCGUGACGCCCGUCAGGUGUACGGACUGAACUUUGCCAGUAAAGAAGAGGCCACCACCUUCUCAAACGCCAUGCUGUUCGCGCUCAAUGUCCUCAGCGGUCAAGAUGGAGGUCCUGGUGUUCAGCGUCAGCUUCAGAAUGGACCCAGCACAGAAGAACUGGAGGUGCAGAGAAGGCAAAUGGAAAUUCAGCAGCAACAGAUGCAGGCACAUAUCGAGAGAGAGAGACGCUCAUCCAACUCGGGAUCUCCCUUUCAGGGAGUUCCGGCAGUUCUAUCUGUAGCUCCGCCUCCUCUGUCUAUGCCGCCUCCUCUGUCGAUGAGCGGACCCUGUCCUCCGCCCCCGCCCCCUCCGGGACCUCCCCCUCCCUCUGCAGGAGGACCACCCCCACCGCCCCCUCCUCUACCUGUGGCUGGAUACGGAGGUCACGGAGCGUCUCAGGAGGACAGUCAAGCCCCCACCGGUCUCGCCGCCAUGAUCGCUGGAGCCAAACUGCGGCGCGUUCAAAGGGCCGAGGAAAACUCUGCGUCUGCUGCCAAGAACGAUGCCAACCGCUCCAGUGGAGGGAGCGGAGGGAGCGGAGGUCUGAUGGAGGAGAUGAACGCUCUUCUCGCACGGAGACGGAAAGCAGUGGACGAGAAGAAAGAUGGAGACGGUCAGAAUGAUGAUCCCAACUCUCCGUCACCGAUGUGUCGCGGGCAGAACGAUGGUGUAAAGAAACCGUGGGAUCGUGCCAACUCAGCCGAGAGAUCUUCACUGGUGUCCCGGGUUCGGCCUGUGGGAAGCAUAAACGAUUCAGACUCUUUAGACUUUGACAGAAUGAAGCAGGAAAUCAUGGAGGAGGUGGUUCGUGAACUACACAAGGUGAAGAAUGAAAUCAUUGAUGCCAUCAGACAUGAACUCAGUAGAAUCAGUACCACAUAAUGUUCAUCUGGACCUGCUCCGUGUUCUCUGGACCCAAACCCCUGGCAGAAGCUACUGUAGCUGUUGAUGAAGAGGAGGAUGACGAUGACGUCCAUCAACGUUACUGCCGUAUUAAAGCAGACGGCUACAUUUGCUCUAACAUGACGGCAACGUUGAGUUGAUCUUGAAUUAAACCUGUUUAUGGAACGAAGAACCUCUUGCACUGAACUUCUAUGUUUUUAAUUGAUCUUUGGUGAUCGUCUUUACAAAACUUUUGCAGAAAUAAAAUAUUUUUUCUUUUAUUAUUAUUUCUUUUAUUAUAACUGUAGUAGUAGCUGUAGUGUUUUCAUGUAGGUAGUGCUAGACCUAGGAAUCUAUAAAUAAUAAUAUUAAUGAUUAUAAUUAUAUCUUUGCACAUUAAUUCAGAAUUUGCCUUUUUUAUUUUACUUUUUCAUUUUCUGUCGGUUUAAUUUCUCAUUUCCUCUUUUCAUGAAAGAGUUUUUUCCCCAAAUCCUUUUGGCUAUAAUAUUAAAUCACAGAUGGGAGUUUUUUUAUGUGUUUUAAAUGGAAAAGAAGCAAAAGAAGUGAAAUGCAGAAAACAUCAAUACAUCAGAGUAUUUGUGAUCAUGUUGUUUAAAAAAAUGUUCAUUGACUGCAAGGACAUGUUGAAGUAUAUUGUUGUGUUUUAUGAUUUCUCUUUUUGACCAAGUGCUUCCGGGUUUGGUAAAAAAUGACUUUACAAAAAAAAACAAUUGAAAUAAAGCUGUGGAGGACGUGUUGAAUAAAAUGUG
Molecule: messenger RNA, 3434 nt
Organism: Triplophysa dalaica
Lineage: Eukaryota; Metazoa; Chordata; Actinopteri; Cypriniformes; Nemacheilidae
Gene: evlb
Product: Enah/Vasp-like b
Exons: 14
Coding region: 1420-2664 (414 amino acids)
Biological process (GO): protein homotetramerization; positive regulation of actin filament polymerization; actin polymerization or depolymerization
Cellular component (GO): cytoskeleton
Molecular function (GO): actin binding; profilin binding; SH3 domain binding
Source: RefSeq, a predicted model, not a curated record